Messenger RNA from Eruca vesicaria subsp. sativa (arugula), 228 nucleotides. The record is from the annotation of a GenBank genome assembly. Lineage: Eukaryota; Viridiplantae; Streptophyta; Magnoliopsida; Brassicales; Brassicaceae.
AUGGUUAUAUGGCUCAAUGUUCAAGUUCCUCUACCUCUGACAACAAAAACAAAAACAAAAUUUGUGGUUUGUAACUGUAACCGUAAAGAAAACAUGGUUCAAGCUGCCAACUCUGGAAUGAGGUUUUACAGCUGCCAAGAGUGUAAAAUUUCUAAUGGAUACGACUAUUGUAACUUCUUCCAUUGGUAUGAUGUUGAGAAACCACACGGGUCGCAACAUGCUGUAUAG